Anas platyrhynchos (mallard) is the source of this 1976-nucleotide messenger RNA. It is a transcript of the gene ARF4, whose product is annotated as ARF GTPase 4. NCBI's taxonomy places the organism in Eukaryota, Metazoa, Chordata, Aves, Anseriformes, Anatidae. Gene Ontology annotation, molecular function: GTPase activity; GTP binding. The record is from RefSeq and is a predicted model, not a curated record.
CGUUCGGGCAGGGCGGCGGGCGGGGAUGUGGCGAGCGUGACGUGAUUUUGUCCGCGUUGGAGCCGGGGCGGCCGUGGCGAGCGUGACGUGGCACAGAGCGAGCGAGGGAGCGACGAGGCUCCGGGCACCGAGCAGCAGCAGCCGCCGCCCGCCCCAUAUAAAUCGGCGCCGCCCGCCCGCCGCCAGCCGUCCCCGGAGCCGGGCCGCGCUCCCCUCCCUCUCCCUCUGCCACCUCCACAACCGCCGCCGCCAUGGGCCUCACCAUCUCCUCGCUCUUCUCCCGCCUCUUCGGCAAGAAGCAGAUGCGCAUCCUCAUGGUUGGUUUGGAUGCUGCUGGUAAGACAACCAUCCUUUAUAAGCUGAAGCUAGGAGAAAUUGUCACCACAAUCCCCACUAUUGGUUUUAAUGUGGAAACAGUAGAAUACAAAAACAUCUGUUUCACGGUUUGGGAUGUUGGUGGUCAAGAUAAAAUUAGACCUCUUUGGAGGCAUUAUUUCCAAAAUACACAGGGCCUCAUUUUUGUGGUGGAUAGCAAUGACAGAGAGAGAAUCCAGGAGGCAGCGGAAGAGCUGCAGAAAAUGCUUCAAGAGGAUGAGCUGCGAGAUGCAGUGCUGCUUCUGUUUGCAAACAAACAAGAUCUGCCAAAUGCCAUGGCAAUCAGUGAAAUGACAGAUAAACUAGGUCUUCAGUCCCUGCGUAGCAGAACUUGGUACGUCCAAGCUACCUGUGCUACGCAAGGAACUGGUCUGUAUGAGGGACUUGACUGGCUGUCAAAUGAACUCUCAAAACGCUAACUCAAACUGGAUGACUCUUUCACCAGGGACAUGUUUGAUAUAAGUGGUCUAGGCUUGUUACAACAAAAUUAGUUUGCAUCUUGGUUAUUACAGUAUCUGGAACUGAUAUUUGGGCAGGAUAUUAAAGCGUUUCAACUUAUUUUGUUGCCAAUUAUUGUUUACCGAGCUACAUGUUGCAAAGGUAGCAAUAUGCUUGGGUAAAAAUCUCCUUAACUUGGACAAAGUGUAUCUUCUGAUUUUAUUCCCCUUGUUAGUCUAAAUGCCUGAAUAUAGUUAUUGUGACAUCUUUGAGAUCUGUUUUGAAUACUUUUUGAGCCCUGAUAAAUUAAUGUUUUAAUUUUUUUCUCCCUGCUACUUUUAGUUUACUGAUGCCCUGUUUCAUUCCUCAGACAGUCUGCUGAUUUAAAAAUGUAGCAUUCUGUAUGUAUUUAUUUCUAUCCCUUGCCAAGAAGAAUUCCUAAUAUUGCUUGUUCCCGCCAAGAAAAUGCUCUAAAACACUAUUCAAAUCUACUGCACUGAGGAACAUUUUUAUUAAUCUUUGGGUUCUAUUAGCCCGACUUGCCUUUGUGUGAAUUGGAUUCGAUGGGUAGAAUAGUUCUGUGCUGGUUGCGAAGAGCUCAUGUUGAGGUUGUUUUUAAUAUUCAGCAGAUUGUCUUCCUUUAUAUUGUAUCUUUUUUUAUGUUGCAUGUUGCUUUUUGGUAUCAGCCUGACUAUUUUCGCCCAGUGUAUAAUAGUUCUGCUGAAGUUUUACUGUUUGUUGGUGAACAUAUCUUCAUAAAGAGAUUUUGGAAAAUUCAUCAAACUCAAUGGAUUAGUUUAUUCAUAACCCACUUGGAAUUAUUCCUAAUAAAAUGAUAAAAUGUAUAGUUCCGUGUAUGCUCUUCUUGAUUCCUGAAAUAGUUGAAUUGCAAGUUGUCACUUAAUCAUUUUCCAUAAACUGAGUUUUCCUGCAGCUUGAAUGUGAACAUAAAUCUCAUUUUCACUUGUUUGGAGCUAUAUAGAUGGGGACACAAAGUGGGCAACGAAGUUGUAUACAGUGCAGUAGAGUAGUUGUCAUAAAGACAUAUGAUUCUGUAAGUGUCUUUUGAAGUUGUAAAUCUAAAAUUCUUUUUAAGAUGUCCAGAUAUGAAAAUACUAACAGUUACAAAAAUGGUAAUAAAACAAGUACGAACUGCCUGAAAA